GGGGUUCCAGCGUCGACUCACGGAGUCCUUCGGAUGAGAGCGUCUGGGUGCCAGACGAGGCCGGGGGUUUGUUUUGGGUGGUUUGGGAGUCCGAGCUCGAGGGCUGGGCCAGGAAGGGCAGGCGAGGCGGGCGGCUCCGACGCGGGUCGCGAAGGCCCAGCCGCGUCCUCUGUCCCCAGGACGACUACAUUUCCCAGAGGCCAGCGGGGCGCGCGUACUCGAGUCUGCGGGGCGGAGGCCGCGGCUCGGGGCUGCUGGGCGUUCGGGGCGGCUUGGGGCGGCGGGACCACUGGAGUGAGCUGUGGGAGAGAUGGGGGUGUGCCUGUGUGUAAAAGAUCUGUCAGAGUGUGAGGCUCCGUGAGAGGGUGUGGUUUCUGUGUGUGUGUGUGUGUGUGUGUGACAGACCGAGAGUCCAGUGUGAGACCAGGGUAUGUUCGUGUGUGACAGAGCGAGACGGGCCAGUGUGAGAGACCAGUGAGUGUGAGAGAGAUAGGGAUGUGCCUGCAUUUGAAAGAGAGCGUGUGAAGCUCAGUGAGAGGUUGCGAGGUGUGUGGGUGUGUAAGUGUGUAACAGACCAGGUGUCCAGAGCGUGAGACCAGGAUGUAUUCGUGUGAGAGAGUGAGACGGGCUGGAUGGAGUGUGAGAGACCAGUGAGUGUGAGAGAUGGGCGUGUGCCUGUGUGUGAAAGGCCGGUCGGUCGGUGGGUGAGGCUCAAUGAGAGGCCGGUGUGUGUUCGAGAGAGAGAAGAAUCACCAUGUAUGCGAGACUAGACUGUGCAAGAACAGAGUGUGAGACUGUGGUAUGUUAAUGUGUGAAAGGGAGACCAGUGAGUGUGAGAAAUGGGUGUUUUGGGUGAAAGACCCGUCAGUGUGUGAGGCCGUGUUAUGUGUGUCUGACAGACUGAGAGAGACCAGAGUGUGAGACCAGGGUGUGUUCGUGUGUGAGAGACAACAUAGCGUGAGACCAGUGAGUGUGAGAGAGAUGAGCACGUGGCUGUGUGUGAAAGACCAGUCAUUAUGUGAGGCUCCUUGAGAGGCUGGUGUGUGUGUAUGAGAGAGAGAAAGAGACUAAACUGUGAGAGUCCAAAGAGUGAGACUAGGUUAUGUUGUUAUGAGUUUGUGAGAGAGAGGGAGGCGAUCAAAGUAUAGGACAAAGUUAUGUUUCCUGGCUUACGACUUCUAAGAUCCUUGGAAUCUCCAAAGUAUUAAGUGUCUUUUUGCAUGCUAAUGAUUGGUGGGCUGGCAGCCUGUAGGUUGAUCACGGUAAGGGAUGGUCACAAGAACAAUCUAGGCAGGAUUAGAGGGUUGGGAUUACCUGCCCCAUCCCUCAAUCUCCAGGGAAAGGAAAGGGAGCCACAGGUUAAACUGAUCAUCAGUGGUCAGUGAUUUAACCAGUCAUGCCUACAUUAUGAAGCUUCCAUAAAAACCCAAAAGGACUGGGUUCAUCAAACUUCCAGAUAGCUGAACACUGGAGGUUCCUGUAGGAUGAGCCCCUUCCUAUAUAACCUUGUCCUAUGCAUUUCUUCACCUGCAUCCUUUGUAAUAUCCUUUAUUACUACAAACGUGUUUCCCUAAGUUCUGUGAGCUGCCCUAGCAAAUUAAUUGAACGCAAGGAGGGGGUCAUAGGAACCCCGAUUUAUAGCUAGUCAGAAGCACAAGUAAAACAACCUGGGGUUUGCAACUGGCAUUGGAAGUGGGGAGCAAUUUUGUAGGGCUGAGCCCUCAACCUGUGGGAUCUUAUGCUGUCUCCAGGUAGAUAGUGUCAGAAUUGGGUUGCCCUAGAGGUCACCCACCUGGUAUUCACUGGGUUGCCCUAGAGGUCACCCACCUGGUAUUCACUGAAGAACUUAUUGCUUGCCUGGUGUGUGUGUGUGUGUGUGUGUGUGUGUGUGUGUGUGUGUAGAUCCCCACACAUCUGGUCUUAGAACUGUUUUGUGUUGUGUGAGUGGAGUAGGAGAAACAGUUUGUUUUUCCUCUUUGUCACCUGAGUGUGUUAUCAGGGACUGGAUUGUGAGAAUCCAGAGUGUGAGACCAGGGUAUAUCAAUGUGUGAGAGAAAUAGAUGUGCCUGUGUGAAAGAUGAACAAGUAUGAGGCUCCCUGGAGUCUGAGAAAGAUCAUGUGUGUGUCUGAGUAAAAGCAAGAGACUAGACUGAGAGUUCAGUGAUUGGGAGAGACUGGGGUAUGUUGGUGUGAGUGUGUGAGAGACCAAUGGGUAUGUGAGAGACUAGAGUAUGUCUCUGUCUGGACUGGUAGGUUGUGAGAGGGUGUAUCACAGUAUGAAAAAGAUUGGAGUGAGAGUGACCAGUAUGUAUUUUGUGUGCAUGAGAUAAAGCAGUUGGAAUAUGAGAGAUCAGAGUGUGUUUGUGUAUCUGUGUGAGACACUGGAGCAUUUGAGUAACUGAGGCCUCUUUGAAAGAUACCAUUGAAUGUGUAUGUAUGAGAGACCAUCAUGUUUAUAUGUGUGAAAGAGGGAGAGAAAGACUAGUGAUGUGGUUGUGUGAGAGACCAAAAUGGGUGAGAAAGAAACUAUGUGAACCAUGGUGUGUUAUCCAAAAGGCUUUACAAAUAUAACCUCUGUGAGGUUGUGAAGCAUGCAUGUGUGAGUGAGACAGAGAUAAGGGACAGUGAGCUGUGUGUGUGAGAGAAGUAAGAUUGGGGGUAUGUGUGAAGGUGUUGGUGAAUCACCACGUGUGCUUAUAUUCAUGUCCUCAGGCAAUGGAAAUGUGACUGUGUAUAUGUGCUUGUUUUGGGGUGCUUGUGAUUGUGUCCUCCGUGUGACCAUGAAACCUGUGUUAGUGUUUGUAUGUCACCCUGUAUACCCAUAAUUGUGGCCCUGUAUGACUGCUGUGUAUGGAGAGACUACUUGGAAGAUUGAUAGGAUUGGAUUCUUUAUGAGUGUGGCUGUUUGGAAUUGUGUGUUGCCGGGAUAGGAAAUGUGGAAUAGAAUUCCUGUCCCCAGUCCAAGGGUUUCAGUAAGAAGCAAAGCUGGGGUGACUGAAGCUCCUAACUGAAGCAGGAGACACCCUCACUUCUGUGUGACAGGAGGGUAAUUAAGGGGCUGGGACAGAGGUGAGAGUGAAAGUGGCAGAAUUGAGUGCUAAAGGUUCCAUCGUUUCAGGCCUUGCCCUCCCAAGACACUGUUCUUCAAGAGAAAGACCAGAAGAGAAGGCAAAAAUGAAUGUUGAAGUAGUAAAAGUCAUGCCCCAGGACUUAGUGACAUUCAAGGAUGUGGCAAUAGAUUUUUCCCAGGAAGAAUGGCAAUGGAUGAACCCUGCUCAGAAGCGUUUAUACAGGAGUAUGAUGUUGGAGAACUAUCAGAGCCUGGUAUCACUUGGUCUUUGCAUUUCUAAGCCAUAUGUGAUCUCCUUAUUGGAGCAAGGGAGAGAGCCUUGGGAGAUGACGAGUGAGAUGACAAGAAGCCCAUUCUCAGAUUGGGAAUCUAUAUAUGUGACACAGGAAUUACCUCUGAAGCAGUUCAUGUAUGAUGAUGCAUGCAUGGAGGGAAUUACUAGCUAUGGACUUGAGUGUUCCACUUUUGAAGAAAAUUGGAAAUGGGAAGACCUUUUUGAGAAGCAGAUGGGAAGUCAUGAGAUGUUUAGCAAGAAAGAAAUAAUCACUCAUAAAGAAACCAUCACUAAGGAAACAGAAUUCAAAUAUACUAAAUUUGGGAAAUGUAUCCAUCUGGAAAACAUAGAAGAGAGUAUUUAUAAUCACACAUCAGAUAAAAAAAGCUUCUCCAAAAAUUCUAUGGUAAUAAAACACAAGAAAGUCUAUGUAGGAAAGAAGCUUUUUAAAUGUAAUGAAUGUGACAAAACCUUCACCCAUAGCUCAUCCCUUACUGUUCAUUUUAGAAUUCAUACUGGUGAAAAACCAUAUGCAUGUGAGGAAUGUGGAAAAGCCUUCAAGCAAAGGCAACACCUUGCUCAACAUCACAGAACACAUACUGGAGAGAAACUCUUUGAAUGUAAAGAAUGUAGGAAAGCCUUCAAACAAAGUGAACACCUUAUUCAGCAUCAAAGAAUUCAUACUGGAGAAAAACCAUAUAAAUGUAAGGAAUGCAGAAAAGCCUUCAGACAGCCUGCACACCUUGCUCAGCAUCAGAGAAUUCAUACUGGAGAGAAACCCUAUGAAUGUAAAGAAUGUGGCAAAGCCUUCAGUGAUGGCUCGUCUUUUGCUCGACAUCAGAGAUGUCACACUGGCAAAAGACCCUAUGAAUGUAUUGAGUGUGGGAAGGCUUUUAGGUAUAACACAUCUUUUAUUCGUCACUGGAGGAGUUAUCAUACUGGAGAGAAGCCUUUUAAUUGCAUUGAUUGUGGGAAAGCCUUCAGUGUUCACAUAGGACUUAUUCUGCAUAGGAGAAUUCAUACAGGAGAGAAACCUUACAAAUGUGGUGUGUGUGGAAAAACCUUCAGCUCGGGUUCAUCCCGUACUGUACAUCAGAGAAUUCAUACAGGAGAGAAACCUUAUGAAUGUGAUAUAUGUGGGAAAGAUUUUAGCCAUCAUGCAUCACUCACUCAGCAUCAAAGAGUACAUUCUGGAGAGAAACCGUAUGAAUGCAAGGAAUGUGGGAAAGCCUUUAGGCAGAAUGUACACCUUGUUAGUCAUUUGAGAAUUCAUACUGGUGAAAAACCCUAUGAAUGUAAAGAAUGUGGAAAAGCUUUUAGAAUCAGUUCACAGCUGGCUACUCAUCAGAGAAUUCAUACUGGAGAGAAGCCUUAUGAAUGUAUUGAAUGUGGAAAUGCUUUCAAACAGAGAUCACACCUUGCCCAACAUCAGAAAACUCAUACAGGAGAGAAACCUUAUGAGUGUAAUGAAUGCGGGAAAGCCUUCAGCCAAACUUCCAAUCUUACUCAACAUCAAAGAAUUCAUACUGGAGAGAAACCCUAUAAAUGUACUGAAUGUGGAAAGGCUUUUAGUGAUAGCUCAUCCUGUGCUCAGCAUCAAAGACUCCACACUGGCCAAAGGCCCUAUCAGUGUUUUGAAUGUGGGAAGGCGUUCAGAAGAAAGUUAUCCUUAAUUUGUCAUCAAAGAAGUCAUACUGGAGAAGAACCUUAAGAAUGUAGUGCAUGUGGCCAAGCCUUUAGUUAUCACCAAUCCCCUACUGUUAAUCAGAGAUGUCCCACUGGAUAAAAAACAUAUAAAUGUAAGAAAUGUAGAAAAACCUUCAGCCAGGAGGCUGGCAAGAUGGCCGAAUAGGAACAGCUCUGAUCUGCAGUUCCCAGUGAGAUCAACGCAGAAGGUGGGUGCUUUCUGUAUUUCCAGCUGAGGUACCUGGCUCAUCUCAUUGGGACUGGUUAGACAGUGGGUGCAGCCCACGGAGGGUGAGCUGAAGCAGGGUGGGGCGUAACCUCACCUGGGAAGUGCAAGGAGUCGGGGAUCUCCCUCCCCUAGCCAAGGGAAGCCAUGAGGGACUGUGCCAUGAGGAAUGGUGCACUCCGGCACAGAUACUACGCUUUUCCCAUGGUCUUCGCAACCCACAGACCAGGAGAUCCCCCUUGGGUGCCUAUGCCACCAAGGCCCUGGGUUUCAAGCACAAAACUGGGCGGCCAUUCGGGCAGACACCGAGCUAGCUGUAGGAGUUUUUUUGAUAGCCCAGUGGCACCUGGAAUGCCAGUGAAACAGAACCGCUUACUCCCUUGUUAAGGGGGCUGAAGCCGGGGAGCCAAGUGGUUCCCAUGCCCACUGAGCCCAGCAAGCUAAGAUCCACUGGCUUGGAAUUCUCCCUGCCAGCACAGCAGUCUGAAGUCAACCUGGGAUGAUCAAGCUUGGUGGGGGGAGGGGCGCCAACCAUUACCAAAGCUUGAAUAGGUGGUUUUCCCCUCACAGCGUAAACAAAGCCAUGGGGAAGUUCCAGCUGAGCAGAGCCCUCCACAGCUCAGCAAAGCCUCUGUAGCCAGACUGCCUCUCUAGAUUCCUCCUCUCUGGGCAGCGCAUCUUUGAAAAAAGUGCAGAUAAAACCCUCAUCUCCCUGGGACAAAGCACGUGGGGGAAAGGGGUGGCUGUGGGCACAGCUUCAGCAGACUUAAACAUUCCUGCCUGCCAGCUCUGAAGAGAGCAGCAGUUCUUCCAGCACAGCGCUUGAGCUCUGCUAAGGGACAGACUGCCUCCUCAAGUGGGUCCCUGACCCCCAUGCCUCCUGACGGGGAGACACCUCCCAGCAGGGGUCCACAGACACCUCAUACAGGAGAGCUCUGGCUGGCAUCUGGUGGGUGCCCCUCUGGGACAAAGCUUCCAGAGGAAGGAACAGGCAGCAAUCUUUGCUGUUCUGCAGCCUCCACCGGUGAUACCCAGGCAGAUAUGGUCUGGAGUGGACCUCCAGCAAACUCCAGCAGACCUGCAGCCGAGGGGCCUCACUGUUAGAAGGAAAACUAACAGGAAUAUAAUCAACAUCAACAAAGGACAUCCACACAGAAACCCCAUCUGAAGGUUACCAGCAUCAAAGACCAAAGGUAGAUAAAUUCACGAAGAUGAGGAGAAACCAGUGCAAAAAGCCUGAAAAUUCCAAAAACCAGAAUGCCUCUUCUCCUCCAAAGGAUCACAACUCCUUGCCGGCAAGGGAACAAAACUGGAUAGAGAAUGAGUUUGACAAAUUGACAGAAGUAGGCUUCAGAAGGUGGGAAAUAACAAACUCCUCUGAGCUAAAGGAGCAUGUUCUAACCCAAUGCAAGGAAGCUAAGAACCUUGAAAAAAGGUUAGAGGAAUUGCUAACUAGAAUAACCAGUUUAGAGAAGAACAUAAAUGACCUGAUGGAGCUGAAAAACACAGCAUGAGAACUUCGUGAAGCAUACAGAAGAAAAACCUUCAGCCAGAUUGAAUGCUUUACAGGGAAGAAUUCAUACUGCAGAGCGGUCUUAACAAUGUAAAGAAUGUGCAAAUGUCCUCAGACAAGAUGCACACCUUGCUCAUUAGUGAGUUCAUUUCAGGCAGCCAGCUCUUCCUCACCCACUACAUCACCAAGUCCUGUGGAUAUAUCUGCUAAAUAUUUUUGGAAUUUAUCCACUUCUUUUGGUUCCCCAGUCCAAAACACAGUCAUUUCACCUGGACUAUUUCAAUCAUUACACAGGUGUCCAACCUUUUGUCUUCCCUGGGCCACAUUGGAAGAAGAAAAAUUGUCUUGUGCCACACAUACAAUACACUAACAUUAACAAUAGCUGAUGAGCUAAGAAAAAAAAAAAGUCUGUGCAUAGUUUUAGUGAUACACCACCUCCGAUAAGCAAAAAAGUCCUCACAUUCAAUGGGUUGCAUACCCAUGAAUUCUAAAACUUCAUCCUCUUUUGUCCCUUUCGAGUUAACAUUACAGCCACAGUGACCUUUCAAAAAUGCAAAUUAAGUUACUCUUAAAACUCUAGUUAAAAUACUUGAUGUACAUAAAGUGCUUAGCAAAAUGACCAACUCAUACUAAGUGCUUAGUAAAUGUUAGAUAAGUAUUCUCCAGAAUUGAUGUAAAUUAUUUUUAAACAGUGCAUUCUUGAAAGCAGUAUGGCAGUCAUAAAAAUUUUGGAACCAAAACAGUAUCUUUUUUUAAGCUAAAAAAAAAGUUUUAAAUGGUGUCUUUCUAUGUUGCCCAGGGUGGUCUCAAACUCCUGUGCUCAAGUGACCCUCCCACCUCAUUCUCAAGUGGCUGCAAUUACAGGCAACCAGCCUGACUUAAAACAGUAUCUUAAGGUAGAUGGUGAUUAGCACAUGUAGUAUGCUUAACAUUUAAUAUUAUAAUAAGACAUCACAGCGGCUGUCUCAUGAUUAAGGCUGUGUUCCCUUGUUGGUGAGGAAAUUAAUUAUGACUUGAUAAAUAGAACAUGUUUUAAGAAGUGGCUAUAUAGCUCUGGAUAAAACGAACAAAAGAAUUAGAAUUCCUGCGGGGAAUAUAUACAAGACUUUAUUUAGUCAAGUAAAAAAAAAUCACUAAUGUUUAACUGAAGAAAGAGAAAUUGAAUAAUAUAGUUCUAUUUCAACAUGUGGGUUCACAGAUUUAUUCUAACCUUCCAAGUAAAGUUGUUCCACUAGUAAAGUUGUUCUGGAGUAUAUUUUUUUUAAAAAAAACACUUAAAAUGUUCCACUUCUUUCAUGAGGCUAAGUCAACUCUGAUAUCAAACCAAGGGGAAAGAAAUGAAAUUAUAGGUGAGUUUACUUAGUUAUAUACAAAAGGAAAUUAUUAGCCUCUGCUGAUGGAGAACAGAGGCUGUGAAUAAAUGGAGAUCCAUAACAUGAUCCUACAUGAAUGUUUCAAUAUUGUAAUCCUGUAAGUUACUUUUACAUUGACAGUUCUGAAAUUCAUGUUGAGUGUUAAUUAGGCAGGAAUCAGAAGGGAGGUUUUGUAGAAGGUCGUAUCCAUGGGUUUUUUAUAUUUGAAAAGUGUUUUCGAUGUAUCAUUGGGGGAGAUUAAAUGUCUUUGACAGUUGUCCAACUAGAAAUAAAGUCAGCAUCCCAUUUGACUCCUUACACAGAAGUUCAUUCUAUACUCAUUACAGAUGUAAGAGGUUAAGAUGGUAGAGGAGAAUGUAGAGUAUUUCUGUGCCUUUAGGUUCAGGAGGUCUUUGAUAAGCAGGACAAGGUCCAGAAGCCAUGAAGAGAGAAUGACAGGACUGUGUAGAAGAUUUAAACCUUUUUCAUGGCGUAAGAUACUGUAUGCAAAGUUAAAAGGCAUAUGACAGGCUGAGAGAUAUCUUAAACAUACAUUAGAAAGGAUAUAGCCCUUGAAAAAGGGCUGUUGGAAAGCAGCAAGGAUAAGGUGCACAGUCUUGCAGAGCAUGUCAACAAAAUUUAUUGGAUGAAGAAAUUAAAAUGGUUAAAUAGAAGAAGUUCUCAACCUCACUAAUGAUCAGAUAAGUGCAGAUUGUAAAAGUCCUCAUCCCCACCAACACAAACCAGCAGAAAUUUUAUGUGAAUGUGAAGUUUGGAUAAUAUCCAGUAUUGUCGCAGGUGUGAGAAACCGUAUUUUCAAAUAUUGAGAGGGUAAAUUAGAGGAAAGCCAUUUUAGAGGGCAAUGUGGUGUUACCUGUCAGCAUUUUGAAUAUAAUUACCCUUUGCCACAAUUCUACACCUAGUCAGUUAUGUUCUCAAAAAGCACAAGUGCAGAAAUAUAGAUGCAUAAGCAAAUGUGUUGCAGAAUUGUGAAAAAUUUGGAAAAAAUGUUUAGUGCUAUUAAAGUUAUGGGUUACUUAAGUUACAGAAAAUCAGUUUAGUAGAUCACUGUGUAGUUACGGAAAAUGAGAUGGAUCUCUACUCAAAGAUGUCUUGCAGUUUAUGAACUGAGAUGUAACUUCAUGACUAACAUGAUGACAUCGUUAUUAACUACAUAAACUUUAUAAAGCUUAAAAAA
Messenger RNA from Homo sapiens (human), 9319 nucleotides. It is a transcript of the gene ZNF471, whose product is annotated as zinc finger protein 471. The record is from RefSeq and is a predicted model, not a curated record. Gene Ontology annotation, biological process: regulation of DNA-templated transcription. NCBI's taxonomy places the organism in Eukaryota, Metazoa, Chordata, Mammalia, Primates, Hominidae. Gene Ontology annotation, cellular component: nucleus; nucleoplasm. The transcript is spliced from 5 exons. Bases 3175 to 5055 code for a protein of 626 amino acids.